Frieseomelitta varia is the source of this 2349-nucleotide messenger RNA. It is a transcript of the gene Hb, whose product is annotated as protein hunchback-like. Gene Ontology annotation, molecular function: DNA-binding transcription factor activity, RNA polymerase II-specific; RNA polymerase II transcription regulatory region sequence-specific DNA binding. The record is from RefSeq and is a predicted model, not a curated record. Gene Ontology annotation, cellular component: nucleus. The coding region runs from base 63 to 2204 and encodes 713 amino acids. NCBI's taxonomy places the organism in Eukaryota, Metazoa, Arthropoda, Insecta, Hymenoptera, Apidae. The transcript is spliced from 4 exons. Gene Ontology annotation, biological process: regulation of transcription by RNA polymerase II.
AUCGACGACCGCGAUCACUUCAUCAUUGAAGCAGAACGGAAGCGACAGAAGUUUGACACUCCAUGUUUCGGGACGACAAAAUGACAGGCAAUUGGCAAGGAUCUUCGACAUCGGAUCAGCAACAGGAACAACACAUUGUCAAAAAUCAAGAAUCUCACCAUUUGCCAACCACGCCCGGUUGGUGUAGCGUCGAUAAAACCAGACAGAAAUCUACCGAAGACAGAAACAACGAUUCAGGGAUAUCACCUGAUCAUUAUACGAACAAUUCCACAUCUCCGAUGAGCAGAGCGUCAACGUCCACUGCUAAUUGCAGCUUGUCACCGGAAAGCGCGAUUUCUCAGGAUUGGAACAACAUGCAGAACAACACGCAAUUCGGGCACAACACGCAGAACGGCGAUUCGUCUGGCGAGUAUGAGAAAUCGCGUAACGUGAACGAACCUCAGCCGGAACAGGCGAUGAACGUUGCAACUUCUAACGCGAUGCAACAGGGCAGCGAGGACUCAAAUCCUAGCCAGGACUUGUUACAAUGUCCCGUUUGCAGUUUCUCAUCGCCGAAUAGAGUAAUGUUGGCCGAACACUUGACCACCCAUUACGCGGCAAAGUUCGAGGCGACGGACUUUGUAAAAACGGUGUUUAAUCAUCUUUCGGUUCAGGAUGAGAGCAGAAUGUCGCCAAAUCAAAGCUCGGCACGCUCGGAACGCUCGGAACCCUCGGAACGCUCGGAACGCUCGGAACGCUCGGAACGCUCGGAACAGGAACUGGAGGAAACGGAAGAGCCAGGGCUCCGUGUUCCACGAUUGAACUCUCAGGGUAAAGUGAAAACAUUCAAAUGCAAACAGUGCAACUUUGUGGCAAUCACGAAACUCGAGUUUUGGGAUCACAGCCGCAGUCAUAUCAAAGCCGAGAGGCUUCUCACCUGUCCGAAAUGCCCUUUCGUCACCGAGUACAAACACCAUCUCGAGUAUCACUUGCGCAAUCACUUCGGCUCGAAACCGUUCAAGUGUGACAAGUGUCCGUAUACGUGUGUGAACAAAUCAAUGCUUAACAGUCACUUGAAAUCACACUCCAACGUUUAUCAAUAUAGAUGCGCCAACUGUUCCUAUGUUACGAAGUAUUGCCACUCCCUGAAACUUCACUUGAGAAAGUACAAACACGAUCCCGCGAUAGUGUUGAACAUUGACGGUUCGCCAAACCCGCUGCCGGUUAUCGACGUUUACGGGACGCGUCGCGGUCCUAAACCGAAAUCCCGAGUCAAGUUUCGGCAACAGGCCGCUCACAGUAGCAUGUCAAAAAAUAACUUGACAGACGAUAACGGUGGACAGGCUACGGUGACUUCUACUCAAUUCAGUCCUGAAACCACCAAUCCUUCCCCCGUAAACCACUAUUGGCAACCGAGUUUUCCGACGAAUGGCAUGGAUGUUGUGAGUAACGGUACCGCUCCUAUAAACGGCCUGACCGGAUUCGUGCAAAACCAAUUCCCAUUCUCCUAUACUCACUUACUCCCCCAAUUACCGUUCAUGAACUCAACUGAAGACAACAACGUCGACAGACAAUUGGAUCACAUGAGAUCUAACGGCUUAAUGGAAUAUUUAUAUGAGAAAUCGAUGGACCAAGAGAGCGUACCGAAGGACGCGCCACAAAAUCUGGUGGUCCGAUGUCCCGAUGGAAACAUCGCCUCGUGCAGUACUAGCGUUACUCAGGAGGUAGCUGACGAUACGGGAGCGAAAACGGCGGAACCUGCGUUUUUCGGGACGGCCAGCUCGUCGAACGCGUCCGAAAGCAUGGACGUCAACGUCGAGCCGCUGGAUUUGAGAAAAUGCAACGCGAGCGCGCCGUCAAAGUCAGCCGUCAAACAGAAGACCGGCACCAGCAGACGCAAGGGAAAGGCUGUGAAACUGGAUCGUCGGGUACUCGAGGAAGACACGGACGACGAACAACAGGUGACGAUGCAACAGGAGCCGCAACAAUUUGGAGAACAGCAACAGUCAGCCCAGUCGUCAACUGCUAACGGGUCGUGCAGUUUCGGGAAUAACCACGAGUUUACUUGUCAGUACUGCGACAUCAUAUUUGGCAAUGUGGUAAUGUAUACCGUUCAUAUGGGAUAUCACGGUUACAAUGAGCCGUUCACUUGCAACAUGUGCGGCCAUCAGGCUGUCGACAAGGUGUCCUUUUUCCUUCACAUUGCCAGAUCGAAGCAUUCGUAGAUUCAACCGACAAGUAAAACACGAGGUGAAUCCUGACGACGAAGUUGAAAUGUUUCUUCUUCGAAUUUGUUUGGAUUGGCUUGCUGAGAGUGGAAUCGCGAGUGGCAUCGAAUACUUGCUCUUUUAACGUUUUCGACGAAUACGA